Molecule: messenger RNA, 839 nt
Organism: Eublepharis macularius
Lineage: Eukaryota; Metazoa; Chordata; Lepidosauria; Squamata; Eublepharidae
Gene: PPDPF
Product: pancreatic progenitor cell differentiation and proliferation factor
Exons: 5
Coding region: 211-555 (114 amino acids)
Biological process (GO): cell differentiation; multicellular organism development
Source: RefSeq, a predicted model, not a curated record
ACCGCUGGCGCUUACAAAACGUUUGGCGCUUCGGUGUUUUUGUGGACGUGGAGUGUACUCCCGGUAUCUCCUUUGCAAAUGGGCUCUGUAGCCUAGCGUUGCCCCCCCUGAGCCGGGUCACCUGUGGUCUCAAGCCGUCGGGAUUCUGCUGGACGCAACCUUAAGAAGACAUCGAGGGUUUACAACAGCACAAGAACAAAGAUCAGAAACAUGGCAGCAAUCCCGUCAAGCGGCUCCCUUGUGGCAACCCACGACUACUACCGAAGGCGUCUGGGUUCCACAUCCAGCAACAGCUCCUGUGGAAGUGCUGAGUACUCUGGGGAAGUGAUCCCACACCAUCCGGGUCUCCCCAAGUCUGACCCAGGGCACUGGUGGGCCAGCUUCUUCUUCGGAAAGGCAACCCAUCCGGUCAUGACAACCGUGUCGGAAUCCCCAGAGAAUUCAGGAACUUUCCAGGUGGCGAACGGCGUGAUCACAUGUGGCCUGGCUCAGGAAGUGAUGAGGAAGCGCCACGCCAGCGAGCCCAGCAAACCGAACACCGGAUCCUCGGCGUGAGGCAGAUGGGGCCCCCUGGCUGCUGCUUCUGACCUGAACGCUAGGAGACAGAGCCCAUUUUUCCACUCCCCCCUCCCUGUAGAGUAGGCAGGCUGCUUCGGGUGACUAGAUGUAGGUUUUUAUACAAACAAAAAUGGCAACUUAAAAGAAAAAAACACCACCCUUUUCUACUCUUUUGGUCAAUGCAGCUAAGUCUUUAUUUUCUUCCCACGCGGCCUUUGACCUUUUUUGUUUACUUUUUACUUGCCUAAUGGAAACUAAUAAAGCCCGAGCAGCCUUUUAAA